Messenger RNA from Penicillium psychrosexuale, 2433 nucleotides. Its product is annotated as phosphoketolase family protein. The coding region runs from base 1 to 2433 and encodes 810 amino acids. Lineage: Eukaryota; Fungi; Ascomycota; Eurotiomycetes; Eurotiales; Aspergillaceae. Gene Ontology annotation, biological process: carbohydrate metabolic process. The transcript has a single exon. The record is from RefSeq and is a predicted model, not a curated record. Gene Ontology annotation, molecular function: aldehyde-lyase activity.
AUGACACCAAUCCCGGAUGAAAUGAGCAUCUCCGCCUAUGGAGAGGCUCGCUCAACCGUGGAAGGAAAGCCCCUCGAUGCUGAGACCAUUCGUAAGAUGAAUGCCUGGUUCCGCGCCAGCAUGUACUUGUGUUUGGGCAUGCUCUACCUUCGCGACAACCCCCUCCUCGAAGAACCUCUGAAGCUAGAGCAUCUCAAAGCUCGACUCUUGGGUCAUUGGGGUUCGGAUGCCGGACAGGCUUUCACCUGGAUGCACAUGAACCGUCUCAUCAAGAAAUACGACCUUGAUGUUCUGUUCGUUUCGGGCCCCGGCCACGGUGCCCCUGCAAUUCUGUCGCAGUCUUACCUCGAGGGUGUCUACUCAGAAGUCUACCCGGAUAAAGGUCAGGAUAAGCAGGGCAUGCAGAAGUUCUUCAAGCAAUUCUCUUUCCCUGGAGGCAUUGGCAGCCACGCCACCCCCGAGACACCUGGUAGUAUCCACGAGGGAGGCGAGCUGGGAUAUUCACUCUCUCAUGCCUUUGGCACGGUUUAUGACCACCCCAAUCUCAUUACUCUGACCAUGGUCGGCGACGGCGAGUCCGAGACCGGUCCCCUUGCCACCAGCUGGCACAGCACAAAGUUCCUGAACCCCAUCAACGACGGAGCUGUCCUGCCUGUUCUCCACCUCAAUGGAUAUAAGAUCAAUAACCCCACCGUGCUUGCACGAAUCAGUCACUCCGAACUGUCCUCCUUGCUCGUUGGCUAUGGAUGGAAACCAUACUUUGUCGAGGGAAGUGACUUCGACAGCAUGCACCAAGCCAUGGCGGCUACACUCGAGCAAUGUGUCACCGAGAUCCGGGGAUACCAGAAGAAAGCCCGAGACUCCAAGGUUCCCUUCCGGCCCCGCUGGCCCAUGAUCAUCCUGCGCACACCCAAGGGAUGGUCCGCUCCACGGGAGGUUGACGGCCACCUUCUCGAGGGAUUCUGGCGCGCGCAUCAAAUCCCGAUCACUGACGUGCGCGAAAACCCCGCUCAUCUCAAGGUCUUGGAGACAUGGAUGAGGGGCUACAAGCCAGAAGAACUCUUCGACGAGAACGGCACAUUGAUUCCGGAACUGAAGGAGCUCGCGCCCACGGGUACCUCCCGCAUAAGUGCCAACCCCGUUGGUAAUGGAGGUCUUUUGCGCCGCCCGCUGGACAUUCCUGAUUUCCGAGACUAUGGUUUCAACGAUAUCGUCCCUGGGAUAACAACCAAGGGAGGCAUGGCCAACAUGGCGAAAUUCCUUCGUGAUAUCGUCGCUCGCAACAUGCACAACUUCCGACUCUUCGGCCCCGAUGAGACGGAGUCUAACAAGCUUGCCGAGGUGUACAAAGCAGGCAAGAAAGUCUGGAUGGGAGAUUACUUCGAGGAAGAUAAAGACGGCGGCAAUCUGUCCCCCGAUGGCCGCGUGAUGGAGAUCCUCAGUGAGCACACCUGUGAAGGCUGGCUGGAAGGCUACAUUCUUUCUGGGCGCCACGGACUGCUCAACAGCUACGAGCCUUUCAUUCACGUCAUUGAUUCUAUGGUGAACCAGCAUUGCAAGUGGAUCGAGAAGAGCUUGGAAAUCGAGUGGCGAGCCCGCGUCUCGUCUCUGAACAUCCUCAUUACCGCCACUGUCUGGAGACAAGACCACAAUGGCUUCAGUCACCAGGACCCCGGAUUCCUCGAUGUGGUGGCUAACAAGAGCCCCGAGGUGGUCCGCAUCUAUCUCCCACCCGACGGCAACACUCUCCUGUCCGUGAUGGACCACUGUCUCCGCAGUGUCAACUACGUGAAUGUGGUUGUCGCUGAUAAACAAGAGCACAUCCAGUUCCUGAACAUGGACGAAGCCCUCGCGCACUGCACUAAGGGUCUCGGAAUCUGGGACUGGGCCAGCAACGACCAAGGCCAAGGCCCGGAUGUCGUGAUGGCGUCCUGCGGUGAUGUUUCAACAUACGAAGCCCUCGCCGCCACUGCCCUACUCCGUGAACAUCUCCCCCAGCUCAAGGUCCGCUUUGUUAAUGUGGUGGAUCUCUUCCGCCUGAUCUCCCCUGUCAACCAUCCCCACGGAUUGUCCGACGCGAGAUGGAAGUCCAUCUUCACCAACGACACGCCCAUCAUAUUCAACUUCCACUCCUACCCCUGGCUCAUUCACCGGCUCACCUACAAGCGUGUGGGUCAACAUAACCUGCACGUGAGAGGUUACAAGGAGAAGGGCAACAUCGACACACCGUUCGAGCUGGCUGUGCGCAAUGGAACCGAUCGAUACAGUCUCGCUAUGGCUGCCAUUGACUCGGUUCAGUCUCUUGGUAACACGGCCGAUGGCGUGAGAGAGAAGUUGCUCAAUGAGCAGAUUGCGGGCAGGUCCGAGGCACUCGAUAAUGGUAUUGAUGCUGAACAUAUUCGCAACUGGAAAUGGCCUUUCCCGAGAGAGUAA